CCCGCGCCGCCCGCCGCCCGCUGCAGGUGCUUGCGGGAUGCCGGUGAUCGCUGCACACUGAGGACAGCACGAAGACAUGAGUGGCAGCACGAGCCAGCGCGCCGCCGCCCUGGGUGUCCUCUUUGCCCUGAUCAUGUUGCUGAUCAUCUACAGCUCCGGCAGCGGGAGCGAGGUCUUCCCCUACAGCCGCCUGCGGGGCAGAGCCCGCCGGCCCCCCGACCUCAAGAAGUGGGGGGUGAAAAGCGGGUACCUGCCCGUCUGCGGCAACAAGUGCGCCGCCACGUCGGAGGGGGGCGCCAUCUUUGCCAGGGGCAGCGAGGGAGGAGGGCGGCCGGGCGGGGACCCUCCCGCCUCCCGCCUCCCGCGGAGCCACCGCCGGGCGCGGCGCGGGGGGAGCCCCCGGCCGCCCCCCUCGGGCGAGGCCUAG
Messenger RNA from Gavia stellata (red-throated loon), 427 nucleotides. RefSeq names its product alpha-N-acetylgalactosaminide alpha-2,6-sialyltransferase 6-like. The record is from RefSeq and is a predicted model, not a curated record. NCBI's taxonomy places the organism in Eukaryota, Metazoa, Chordata, Aves, Gaviiformes, Gaviidae.